This is a messenger RNA of Labeo rohita (rohu), 4489 nucleotides long. RefSeq names its product exocyst complex component 4 (gene exoc4). NCBI's taxonomy places the organism in Eukaryota, Metazoa, Chordata, Actinopteri, Cypriniformes, Cyprinidae. The record is from RefSeq and is a predicted model, not a curated record. Gene Ontology annotation, cellular component: exocyst; synapse; growth cone membrane. Gene Ontology annotation, biological process: chemical synaptic transmission; Golgi to plasma membrane transport; exocytosis. Bases 36 to 2939 code for a protein of 967 amino acids. The transcript is spliced from 18 exons.
UCCGUCACGAGGUGUUUGGGUGUUGUAGCGGAAAGAUGGCAGCUGACACAGGCAGAUACAGGAGCGCUGUCUCCAAAAGCAAAGACCCCUCCGGUUUACUUAUAUCUGUAAUAAGGACAUUGUCCAGCAGCGCGGAUGUGCAGGACCGAGAGACGGAGAAGGGACGUCUGGAGGAGGCCUAUGAGAAGUGUGACCGUGAUUUGGAUGAGUUGAUCGUUCAGCACUACACAGAGCUCACCACAGCCAUCCGAACCUACCAGAGCAUCACUGAGAGAAUCACCAGCUCUCGCAAUAAGAUCAAACAGGUCAAGGAGAACCUGUUGUCCUGUAAGAUGCUCCUCCACUGUAAGCGAGAUGAACUGAGGAAGCUGUGGAUCGAAGGUGUCGAGCACAAGCAUGUCCUGAGCUUGCUGGACGAGAUCGAGAACAUCAAACAGGUCCCUCAGAAGUUGGAGGCAUCCAUGGCCAGCAAGCACUACCUGCACGCCACAGAUAUGCUGGUCUCAGCGGUUGAUUCUCUUGAAGGACCCCUGCUACAGGUGGAGGGUCUAGGCGACUUGCGUCUGGAGCUCCACAGCAAGAAGCUCAACAUCCACCUGGUGCUAAUCGAUGAGCUCCAUCGACACCUUUACAUCAAGUCUACAAGCCGUGUUGGUCACCGAGGAAAAGACAAGGACAAGGGCCGGUCUGCCUCAAAGGAUACAUCUGUUUUGGAUGUCGGUUUGUCUACUCCACGCAAGCUCACAGAAACCUCACAGUUCAGCACCCCUGGAACAACCAGCAUGCGUGAGCUGCAGGAAAUGAGAGAGGACUUGGAUGUGGACCCCGAGGAGAACAGUGCAGAGUUCAUGGGGAUCCUGAUCAAAGCUCUGGCCAAACUCAAGAAGAUCCCAGAAACCAUUAAAGCCAUCAUGGAGCGUCUGGAGCCUGAGCUCAAGCAGAUCCUCAAGAGAUCCACCACUCAGAUUGCAGACCAUGCCUACCAGAGAGGAGAGAACCUGGCACAAGACAACCAGCCCAGGUUGUUGCUGGAACUGCUCGAGCUGUUGUUUGAUAAGUUGAAUGCUGUGGCCCAGGCUCACAGAGUGGUUCUCACUCACCUACAGCGAAUUGUCAUCUCUCCCAAUGGAGUGCAGGAAGGGAUCAAACUCUAUGAGCAGGCUGAUGUCUAUGCCAAGAUCCAGACCGUCCUACAGGUUUUGCUAAUGGACUACCUGGAUGUCAAAAACACCCGAAGCGCUGCAGAGCCUUCCGCCCAGCUGUCCUACGCCAGCACCGGUGGAGACUUCGGAGCAUUUUUCGCCAAGAAGAAACCUUUGCGACCCAAGCAGUCUUUAUUCAAGUUUGAGUCUUCUUCCCAUGCUAUUAGCAUGAGCGCAUACCUGCGGGAGCAACGGCGGGAACUCUACAGCAAAAGCGGGGAGCUGCAAGGUGGAGCUGAUGAUAACCUGAUCGAAGGGGGAGAGACUAAGUUCCUGUGUAAACCAGGAGCUAGAAACAUUACGGUCAUCUUUCAGCCAUUGCUUAGGUUUAUUCAGGAGAUCGAGUCCCGUAUGGGCCCAGCUCAGGCCAAGCAGUGUCAGCUACGCACCUUCCUCACCUACUACAUCAACGACCUGUUCCUCAGCCAGGUCCGCACUGAGACCAAUAAGGACAUAGAGGCUGUGACCAAAGUUUCGGACCCGCUCAAGAUCCUGGCCAGCGCUGACACCAUGAAAAACCUGGGCGUUCAAAGACCUCUUCUACAGAGCACUGUGGUUGUGGAGAAGUCCAUUCAGGAUCUAAUGAGUCUGAUGCAGGACCUCAGUGCAUACUCCAACCAGUUCCUGGAGAUGGUCUGUGACAAGCUCAAGGAGUACAAAGAGAUCUGCAAUUCUGCAUACAGGGGUAUCGUACAGUGCGAGGAGAAGCUGACCAUCAGUGCGUCCUGGGCUAAAGAUGAAGACAUCAGCCGCCUGCUGCAGUCUCUGCCCAACUGGGCCAGCAUGACCCAACCCAGACAGCUCCGACAGAAGAGAGAAGAGGAAGAGGACUUCACACGGGCCGCAUUUGCCAAGGAGUCUGAGGUGUUGACGGGGAAUCUGGGUGAUAAACUGAUUCCUCAGAAUGAGAUUCUGAGGGAUGUCAGUGAUCUGAAGGCUCUCGCUAACCUGCAGGAGAGCAUGGAGUGGCUCGCCACCCGCCUCAGGGGCUUCUUCAGCAGCCUGCCCCAGAGCUCCAGUGUAUCCCCAGGCUCAGAUGCUCAGGUGAACAUCGAGAACAUCCGCAGUCGAGAGCAGAUCCUCCAGACGUUGACUGACCUCUCCAGAUCCUUCCAGGACAUCGCUGACCGCUGCCUUCUGGUGUUGCACCUUGAGGUCAGGGUCCACUGUUUCCAUUAUCUGAUCCCUCUGGCAAAACAAGGCAACUACGCCAUCGUGGCUAACGCAGCCAGCAUGGACUACGACCCCCUGGUGGUGAAGCUGAAUAAGGACAUCAGUGCUAUAGAGGAAGUGAUGGGAGCCGCCCUGCAGCAGCACAAGUUUCAGUAUAUCUUUGAGGGUCUGGGUCACCUGAUCUCUUGUAUCCUGAUAAACGGAGCUCAGUACUUCAAGCGCAUCAGUGAGUCCGGCAUCAAGAAGAUGUGCAGAAAUAUCUUUGUGCUCCAGCAGAACCUGACCAACAUCACCAUGUCACGCGAGGCUGAUCUGGAUUUCGCAAGGCAGUACUAUGAGAUGCUAUACAAUACAGCCGACGAGCUUCUAAACCUGGUGGUUGAUCAAGGGGUGCGUUACACAGAGCUGGAGUACAUCAAUGCUUUGAGUCUCCUCCACCGCAGCCAGACAGGCGUGGGAGACCUGACCGUGCAGAACAUGCGGCUUCAGCGCCUCAAAGAGAUCAUAUGCGAACAGGCUGCCAUUAAACAGGCUACCAAGGAUAAGAAGAUCACUACGGUCUAGACACACGUUUAAACUAUAUCCACCAACGCUCUAAAGGGUCCACGUUACUGCCGUUCGUUACUGUCACAGGCUUUAAGUCAAGUAAACAUUAUAGUGGUCGUUUGGUAUUGGUUUCAUUUCAUUUAUUUGCUUUGCAAUAUUUAUAAGAUACAUUUCUGACCACACUCAGACAUGUUCUAAUGUAUGAAUCCCUUGUAUCUUUUCUUGUUAAACCAGGCCACACCUUUAAGAGUGAGAGGACGGAUUCUCUCGUGGCUUGGGGACAUUUUCGUCUCAUUUUCUUACUUUAUCAAAACGCUGCUCUCAAUUAUAGAAUCUUCCCGCGUGCCGUCUCUCCCUGCCCGACCCGGUGCCUGUGCCUGGAAUAACAGAUGCCAGAUUAGAACGGCAGGCUUUUUUAUCAGUCAAAAAAGAAACAGCUCGUCCGCCGCUUGUUGAUUUGUUCGUUUUGCUCGAGAGGAAAUAGGAAUCGCCAAACCCCAUUCAGCAUUUCUUAAAUUUGCAGGUAUAAUUGCAAUCCUUCGUUCAUCUUCAGAACACAAAUUAAUAUAUUUUUGAUGAAAUCCAGGGUCAGAAAACUCUCGGAUUUCAUCAAAAAUAUCUUAAUAUGUGUUCUAAAGAUGAACAAAGGUCUUAAGGGUUUGCAAUGUCAUGAAGGUGAGUAUUUAAUGACUGAAUUUAAAUUUUUGCCUUUAAAAACAGAUUCCCUGGUUGUCUACAGACGUAAAGUAAUGAGUUCCUAAGCGUUCAUGUUGAUAUAUUCGAAUAUCUGUCCUUCAACUGUGCUUUAAUUUAAAUCUAAACCUCUUAUUCCUUGUUCAAACAGACACAAAAGCCUACAGAUCACUCACACUCUGUUCCAGGCUAUUUUUAGUUCAUUAAUUAUGAAGAAUAGAGCAAGAGAGAAAGCCAUCGAUACAGAACACAGGCGUUAAGCAGGAAGCCACCCGAGCAAUCCAUCAAAAUGACUCAACCACUCGAAUCAAUAAUUGCCACCAGGUUGCCACAGAGAGAAACACAGCGACCAUCUUUCAUAUUCUUAGCACAUUAGAUGCGUGUGUGAAUGCUGAAGAUGUGUUAGAGCAAUGGCUUGACAUUAUAAACGUCAUGUCUGCUUUAUUUUAUUAUACCUGUAAGAGCAGUCUCAAUAAACUAGUACAGGCAAGGAGAGAAGUGUGUGGAUAUGUGUGUGUUAAAGUGCCAUUAUCACGUUCUCAUUAUUGUUUAAGUGAAGCAGCUGACUCAAGCACUCCCAUUAGCAUUGUUAUUAUUCAUUUAGAUGUUAUUGCAACAGAAUCUGAUGUUGUUUGCACAAAAUAUGUCAGAGCAACACUAUACGCCUUUGUUUUUGUGUAUUUUUAGUAUGUAUUUUGUGUGCAGCUUUAAUAGCAUUUGAGAUCUUCAUGUACAUGCUUGUAAAUUUCAAUUAAUUGCUUAAAAGUCAUCCUGAGGAGCGUCUCAGCCCUGGACUACUGGAUUCAAAGUGAAUUUUGCCAAUGGUAAUGUCAAAAUGAAAAUAAAUGAAUAUAACAGAAACAAGCGUUGGCACU